AUGGAAUUUCAAAACCCAUCACCAGAAAUCAACGAAGAUAUCAAAGCUAUUUCAAUAAUGGAUUGUGAGGACUUGGUCUCGGAGGAAGAUCAGAAUUUGGAGGAGGUACCAGAACCUAAGGUUGGUAUGUUUUUUGAUUCAAAAGAUGAUGCACGUGACUAUUAUGGUAGAUAUGCGAAAGUGCAAGGUUUUGUUGUGGUCACAAGAACUUCUAACAAGCGUAGGAAUGGACAAAAGACGAAUAUAACCUACUCUUGUCAUAGGGGUGGAAAGUCAAGGGACAAGGGACUGAACCCACUCAAAGCCCAUCCAACAUCCAAAACUGAUUGUAAAGCAUCAAUGAACUUGUCCUUGAAAAUCGAUGGAAAGUGGCUUUUGAAUUCAAUAGAACUGAAACAUAACCAUGAAAUGUGCCCGAAGAAAGCUCGAUAUCUACAAGCCAAUCGGGUUAUCCCACUACAUGCAAAAAGGACAAUAGAGUUGAAUCGCUCGGCUGGAAUAAAAAUGAAUCAGACAAUUGCCUCAUGUACGAUUGAGGUAGGGGGGCCUAGCAAGCUGCCAUGGUUACCCAAGGAUGCAAGGAAUUACGCCGAUAAAGUGAGACGCUCAGAACUUAAGGAAGGGGAUGCAGAAUCAAUGCACAAGUAUUUUAUUAAGAUGAAAACUGAUAAUGAAGCAUUUUUUAUGCAAUUGAUCUAG
This is a messenger RNA of Rhododendron vialii, 699 nucleotides long. Its product is annotated as protein FAR-RED IMPAIRED RESPONSE 1-like. Lineage: Eukaryota; Viridiplantae; Streptophyta; Magnoliopsida; Ericales; Ericaceae. The record is from RefSeq and is a predicted model, not a curated record. The coding region runs from base 1 to 699 and encodes 232 amino acids. The transcript has a single exon.